This is a messenger RNA of Prunus armeniaca (apricot), 1416 nucleotides long. Lineage: Eukaryota; Viridiplantae; Streptophyta; Magnoliopsida; Rosales; Rosaceae. The record is from the annotation of a GenBank genome assembly.
AUGGGUUGGUAUUUUCAUACUGAUGUUAUGAUGAAAAUUGGAAAUUUCAUUGAUACUACCGUUAAGGUGGAUGCGCAUACUAUUGGUCAAGCUCGAGAUACUCCUCCCGCUCCAAAUGAGGAGGAUGUUGUUGUUAAUCCUGCUAAUUUUGUUGCUGAGAUUCCAGCUAAGAUGUAUGGUCAAUGGAUGCUGAUGAAACCUAAAAAUUUCAUAAAGAAGGUUCCACAUGAACAAGGGCAGUUGUUCUCUUCCACCAAGAAGGCUGAUAAGGCUAGUGGAGUGAAGAUUGCCGCUAGCCAAUUUGGAUCUAGAUUUAAUAUUUUGAGGGAUAGUGAUGGUAGGGACGAUGAGGAUGCGAGUUUCACUCAUCGUCCUUUUGGUUUCAAGAAGGCUUCUAAACUGGCUGCUCAAGCUCAUAAGCGUGCCUCCCUAUGUCUAAGUCUUAUGGGGAACAAGCUGGCGCAGUGCGAUGAUGUUUUUAGGAAGUUUUCUUUCAAUAUGGAGGGGCCUUUCUUUUCCGAGUCUUUUCUAAGGAAAGAUAGGCUGCUUCAUGGUCAUGAAUCCCCUGACACUAUUCAAAGGGUGCUCAAUGAAGCUUUCUUUUCUGGUGUUAGCUUAACUUCUGACCAUAUGGAUCACCAUGGUGAUUUUGUUGAUCAAGGUGAUACAAAGUUUGGUAUUGGUAUGGCUAUUGUCAUUGAACAAGUUGCCUCCACUAGUGAUUUAAAAAAGGCUUAUGCUAUUGAUAAUCUAGCCAUUCUUGAGCCUAGAAUUGGUGGUACUAGAGCUUUGCAAAUUGCUAAGAGUUUGGGUUUUUCUAAUUAUCAUAUUAUUGAUGCCAUUGGUUUUUCUGGGGGUGUUUGGUUGUUGUGGAAUGACAACUCUAUCUCUAUUCAAAUCAUUGCUCAUUCUAGUCAAUCGAUUACUGCUCUAGUGCAAUUGGGGACUAAUUGGUGGUUGCUCACUACGGUGUAUGUGUGUCCAGGUAUUCAUGAGUCUUUUUCGGCUUAUUUCGAUGGUCUUGCUCAGACUUCUAAGCUGUCUUGGUUGAUUUUAGGGGACUUUAAUGACAUUGUUUGUGCUGAUGAAAAGUCUGGUUUCUCUGGAGCCAAGUUUACGUGGUGUAAUAAAAGGAAUGCGGAGGGUAUCGUUUGGAAAAGGCUUGAUAGGGAUUGUUUUUUAACUGCUACUCUUCCUGAGAAUAUUAAUAAGACGUUGAUUGCAUUGGUGCCUAAAGUUGAGAGACCUAUUUCCAUGACUCAGCUUCGCCCCAUUAGUCUUUACAACACUCUCUAUAAAGUGAUUUAUAAGAUUCUUGUUGCCCAGCUUCGGCCUUGUAUGACUAGUUUGGUCAGUCCUAAUCAAGUGAGCUUUGUCCCAGGGAGACAAAUUGUUGAUAAUAUUGUUGUGGCUUAA